AUCGACGCUCACUUGCAGCACUACCUCGCCCUUCUCGACGAGUACACCAUCCUCCGCAACACCCUGCACAUACUCCAGACAAAUGUUUUCCAGCAUCUGGCGCGGGCCAAUUUCUCAGCUGAGCGUGGCAUCCGCUACUACGGCAAAGAUUACUACGAUGAGCGGAUGCAGGCUGUGCGCCGUGUCCGGAUCCUCAGCAGCAGUGAUGAUGUUAGGAAGCAGAGUAGUGAGAAUGGGAGCAGGGAUGCUGGCCACGACGAUGAAGAGGGGAAAAAGACGCAGCCUACCUUCAAAGAGGAUACAGGCAGAUCGCAACCCGGGAACAAGGAGAAGCAGCAAUCCCCUCCUACGGAUCCGCUUCGUUGGUUUGGCGUCUUGACGCCCAUGCCUCUCCGGCUGGCACAGGCACAAGCGAUCAAGGCUGUUGAAGAGGUUAUCCCUAAACUGGCGACGAUUAGCGCUGAGAUGGCAGCCGUGGAGCUCGAGGUACGAAGGGCGAGGAAGAGGCGGGCCAAGGCA
This is a messenger RNA of Canariomyces notabilis, 519 nucleotides long. RefSeq lists its product as uncharacterized. The annotation marks the transcript as partial. The transcript has 2 exons. Gene Ontology annotation, biological process: vacuolar proton-transporting V-type ATPase complex assembly. Gene Ontology annotation, cellular component: Vma12-Vma22 assembly complex. The record is from RefSeq and is a predicted model, not a curated record. NCBI's taxonomy places the organism in Eukaryota, Fungi, Ascomycota, Sordariomycetes, Sordariales, Chaetomiaceae.